AUGUCAGGUAAAGGCGCGAAGGGUUUGAUAAUGGGCAAAAGCCCAGCCAUCAACAAAGACAAAGACAAGGACAAGAAGAAACCUAUCUCUCGUUCUUCUCGAGCUGGCCUUCAGUUCCCAGUUGGUCGAAUUCACCGUCUUUUGAAGUCAAGGGUUUCAGCUAAUGGAAGAGUUGGUGCAACAGCUGCUGUAUACUCUGCCGCUAUCUUGGAGUAUCUGACUGCAGAAGUGUUGGAGCUUGCAGGUAAUGCAAGCAAAGAUUUAAAGGUGAAGCGUAUAACACCCAGACACUUGCAGCUUGCAAUUCGUGGUGACGAAGAACUCGACACCCUGAUCAAAGGAACAAUAGCCGGUGGUGGCGUGAUCCCUCACAUUCACAAGUCUCUCAUCAACAAGUCCACCAAGGACUAG
This is a messenger RNA of Prunus armeniaca (apricot), 411 nucleotides long. Lineage: Eukaryota; Viridiplantae; Streptophyta; Magnoliopsida; Rosales; Rosaceae. The record is from the annotation of a GenBank genome assembly.